AGAAAGUGAACUCGUCAAAUCCAAAUCCAUCAUACAACUAAACUGUCAAUGCGUUAUGUACAAGACGAUAAAACACAACUACUUCACCCAACCCUUCUUUACCUUCUUCCUCAAAACCUCCUUUCUCAAAUCUUUCCAAAUUCAUGGCUGCAAAAUUCCAAUUUCUGCCAUUGCACUUGCAAACCUCGUUACUAUUACUUUUCUUGUUUUCAAAUCUUUUAUCGGCUUCUCAAUCUACUCCUCAAAACAUCCAAGUCUACUUUCCGAUACCAACUCCACCACCACCACCACCACCACUGUCGCAAACAACACCGCCACCGGAAACCACCAUCUCCACCGCAUCAAGAUCAUCCAAUAAACCCAUUGCGAAAGCAGUUGUCAUCACUGCAUCAUGUACUCUGGUUUUAUCAGGGCUGUUGUUCUUAUUGCUCUUGAAGCUUAAACUCCGUUCGAAGAAAGAAACCACGAAUUUAUACGCUGAUAGCCGGAUUAAUUACAGUAAUGACGAUCUGGGUAUGCAGAAAAAUGAUGAAUUUAUGAGUUUUGGAGCGAUCAAAAAGGUGAUUGUUGACGAUGAUCAUGAACAAGGACUUGACGUGAUUUACUUGAAAAUGGUUCAUGAUAAUGGCGGAAGAAAGUCAAAGUUUGACUGUCCUAUUCAAGAAAUCCAUUUCAUCAGAGAAAAAUCCUCCGGUUCUCGUAUUUGGCGAUUAGAAGAUCAUAAUUCUGAUUCUGUUCAAGUUAUUGAUGUUAUCGAGGAUGUGAGAAAUCAAGAAACGAUGGAAAGUCAACUAUUGUUGCAAUCACCGCCGCUACCACCGCCUAAUGCGGCGGUUCCACCCCCUCCACCACCGGUGUUGGAAAAGAAGAGUAGUGCGCCACUACCACCGAUUCUGCCUAAAAGUGGUGGUUUGACUUUGUUGUCACAACGACCACCACCACUUCCAAAGGGUAAUAUGUCUUUAUCUAAUGACAAUAAGGUCAAACUUAAGCCUUUACAUUGGGAUAAAGUCAACGCUAAUGUAGAGCAUGACAUGGUGUGGCACAAACUACGCAAUGGUUCUUUCAGGGUUGACGAUGAUCAAAUGAAAUCCCUUUUCGGAACCAUCGCCACCGACAAGCCAUCGCCAUCACAAGAAUCCACCACCUCACCGGGGAAGGGCGGCCAGUCUAUGAUUUUCCUACUCGACACCAGAAAAUCUCAAAACAUAGCAAUCGUUCUUAAAUCCAUCGCCAUUUCUAGACACAAAAUCAUCGAGUGUCUACAACAGGGUCAUGGCCUCGACAUCGACACCCUCGAAAAGCUCAAUCGAAUAACCCCAUCAAAAGAAGAAGCAACAAUCAUCCUCGAAUUCGAAGGAGACAUCACAAAAUUGGCCGAUGCUGAAUCGUUCCUCUAUCAUAUCCUCAGAUCUGUUCCCUCUGCUUUCACUCGAUUCAGCAUCAUGCUGUUCAAAUUGAACUACUAUUCAGAAGUAUCAGACCUCAAUAACUCGUUACGAACCCUAGAAGCAGCUUGCAAAGAGCUCAAAACUCGAGGGCUUUUCGUUAAGCUUUUAGAAGCUGUUUUGAAAGCCGGGAAUCGGAUGAAUGCAGGAACUUCAAGAGGUAAUGCUCAAGCGUUUAAUCUCAAUUCUCUCCUGAAACUCUCAGACGUUAAAAGCAGCGAUGGAACGACUACUUUGCUUCACUUCGUCGUCGAGGAAGUCGUCCGAUUAGAAGGGAAACGCUGCAAUAUCAACAGAAGCACCGGUGGAUCUAGUGGCGCUGCAUUUACAGAGAGUUAUUACAUAAAGCUAGGGUUACCGGUGGUCGGAGGAGUGAGUUCGGAGUUUUGUAACGUGAAGAAAGCUGCCGGAAUCGAGUAUGACGCCUUUUCGAAAACAUGUUCGGGGUUGAGAAACCAUUUGGCGGAAAUCAAGAAAAGUAUGGAAGAAUGUGAGGGUGAUGGUGGUUUUGUGAGAGAAAUGGGGAGGUUUCUUGAAGAAGCGGAAAUGGAGAUUGAAACGUUGAGAGAAGAAGAGGAAAGAGUUAUGGGGGUUGUGAAGAUGACGAAUGAGUAUUAUCAAGCAGGGGGUUCGAAGGAGUUUGAAUUGUUUGUGAUAAUAAGAGCGUUUCUUGAAAUGGUUGACAAGGCUUGUGUUGAUAUUGCUGUAAAAUUGCAGAAGAGAAGAACUGGCGGUGGGUCACCGGAGGCGGGGAAGAGGGCGGAGGUAAAGUUUCCGGCGUUGCCUGCAAAUUUCAGGAUUGGUACAAGUAGUGGUAGUUCAAGUGAUUCGGAUUAAAGUAUACAACGAAGCAUUGGAGCUGACAAAAUGUACAUAGCCAAACAUGGUGUCCACCCGUUUUUGCAUUCUUCAAAAUUCAAACAGUGAUUGAUUAUUAAAAGAAAAUACAGUAAAUAAUCUCAUUUAUUUUAAUUUACCGAAAUAACAGCUACUUUUAAAAUAUUGUAUUUGAGAUUUGAG
Lactuca virosa is the source of this 2468-nucleotide messenger RNA. NCBI's taxonomy places the organism in Eukaryota, Viridiplantae, Streptophyta, Magnoliopsida, Asterales, Asteraceae. The record is from the annotation of a GenBank genome assembly.